Molecule: messenger RNA, 1290 nt
Organism: Penicillium bovifimosum
Lineage: Eukaryota; Fungi; Ascomycota; Eurotiomycetes; Eurotiales; Aspergillaceae
Exons: 1
Coding region: 1-1290 (429 amino acids)
Source: RefSeq, a predicted model, not a curated record
AUGACUUUCAACGGCAAGGUACGCUCUCAAACUCCGAUGACUGAACGACAUGAACACUCACAUGAACAGGUUCCAUUUGAGGAGGCCCAUACUAAGGAUUUGCUCCGCCCGGAAGCCUUUGACUGGGCCGAGGAUGUUGAAGAGGCUCUGGCCGCUGCUAAUCAAGCCACCGCCAUUCCGCGCAACAUGCCGAGUCCACCUGACCGGCCAUGUGGGCCUAUACCAUGGGCAGAGAGAGAUUCACACUUUGAUGACCUCGAGCCAGCCCAACCCCCUGGGUUUAUGACACGAUUCGGAUUUCACGAGUUGCUGUCGACAAUUGAGGAGGAAGGGGAACCUAUUAAUGGCCGUUCGAGCAGUGAGGUCCAAGCUAUGGACUCUGGCACCACCAGCGCUACUGAAGAUGAUUGGUCAGGCUCGAGUGAUGUUACUAGCCCUACAUCCAGCAUUGAGGAGCCUCUUCUCCCUAAUGGGGAGUCCACUAGCCAAUGCCCGUCCGAUACAGAGGAAGCAGCCGCUGCAGCACUUGCGCAGACCAACCUCACCUCUAUUUUCGCGGACCGGCAGCUAUGGAUUGAUUUUGACAGGGACAUCCAUCACUUCAAUUGGAUGGGACUGCGUAGCUACACGCAUUACUCUACCACCCCGUCGGAGUCACUGGCGAUCAUUCUAUCGAAGCCAAAGGACCUGCAGGGAAGUGACAAGUUGAGGAGGCAAGCAGUCCUCAACCAAGCUAUGCAUCACAUUGACCCCGUCAUUGUUCGUCUCCACGGCCCUGAUGACAACCUUAUAGAUCUACGAGGAUCUGCGCUGGCCAGGGAGUCACAAGGACGGGUUCACAAGUUCUAUUCACCUCAUGGAAGGUGGUUGAACGACCAGAGGGAUACGACAGAUGCUUGCAUCGAUACUGGCAGCAUAGACAUCUAUGGGGCUACUAGGUUCGCCGUUGGAAACGGUUUCGUUGAAUCAAGUUGUAUCCCCUCAGUGCAUGAAUGGAUGGAGUCCAAGCCUGAGGUCUCCGGAGGCUUGGAAUCCCUUCCACGAAAAUCGACAUGGAAGGCUAAGCCCUCCCCCUUGAAACGUCACCAAUCUACAGGCUCAUCUGUUGGAUCGGCUCGGAGACGUCGCCCCAUCACGACGUGUGUGCGUGAUGCUCCGCCCGAGGUGUAUACCUCGUUUCCGACUCCUGUGUUUGCUCGCACUCGCCGGACGGGGAUCAAAAGGCUCUGGGAGAAAUCCCGGCAUAAGUUGGCGGCUGCGCUCUCUUCGGUGAAGAGCAAAAUGAAGUAA